Benincasa hispida (wax gourd) is the source of this 585-nucleotide messenger RNA. RefSeq names its product protein SMALL AUXIN UP-REGULATED RNA 51-like. Gene Ontology annotation, biological process: response to auxin. NCBI's taxonomy places the organism in Eukaryota, Viridiplantae, Streptophyta, Magnoliopsida, Cucurbitales, Cucurbitaceae. The record is from RefSeq and is a predicted model, not a curated record.
ACUCCAAAAAGGAUAUUCCCUCUCUUUCUCUUUCUCUCUCUCAUUACAAACUUUGAUCAUAUGGCUAAGUCUAGAACCAUGAAGAAAAAGAAUGGUAUCAAGGUCGUCGUCGAGAAGCUUCAAAAGAGCCUAUCGCGAGGUCGAAAACCGUUUAAUGCGAAUAGUAAUGAGAAUUUUGACGAAGUUGUGGACUCGACUGCGGUCCCGGAGGAUGUGAAAGAAGGGCAUUUUGCGGUGGUGGCAGUGGACGGGGAGGAGCCGAAACGAUUUGUAGUUCCAUUGAGUUGUUUGACACACCCUAUGUUUUUGAGGCUGUUGGAGCAAGCAGCUGAAGAAUAUGGUUUUGACCAUGAAGGUGCAUUGACAAUCCCAUGUCAGCCAGGUGAGGUUGAGAAGAUUUUGGCUGAGCAAUGGAAGUUAGAGUCUAAAAAAGACUCUAGAGAUGCAAUUACUUGGGGAACUUUGUGUAGAGCCAUCAUUCAAAGUUAUUGAAAUUACUACUAAAAAGGUUUUGUAUUUUUUUUUCUUUUAAUUAUUAGCCCUGUGUUUAUUGUAAAAGUAACAAUAAAGAUAUAUAUUGUCAGC